AUGAGAGCAACACUCCCGCCUCUCAUUAAUGCGCUCUGCAUUCUGGCCUCAUUGCCAACAGCCUCGACCGCACCGGUCAAGCCACGAGAUGGCCUCCAGGUCCGCCUCUCAGUCGCAGAUGGCCUGAUCGCCAACCCAGUUGACGGGCGAGUUGUGUUGAUGUUCGCACCUCCUGGCGUUAAUCCCUUGGACAACUGGGAUGUCGUCGACACUCCGGAUGCCUUGUACGGCAAAAACGUCUACCACAUGCGCACGCAGAAGCCGGUCACGCUCGCAGGCGGCUCAGCGCGCAAUACCGACAGAGGUGUCUGGGGCUUUCCAAACACGACGCUCGACCAAGUCCCGGCAGGUCUGUACAGCGUGCAAGCUUUCGUGAACAUCUAUCAAACCGUCACAAGAAGUGAUGGCUCCGUUGUCAAGGUGGACUUCCCAUGUGGCGACGGCGCUCCGUCGGUCGAUGGUUACGGAAGUCUGAAAACGCCUGUCACAAACGUCUCCAUCUCUAGCGGCCCGCAAAUUCUGGACCUGAUGUUCAGCGCCAUUGAGCCGUAUCCCCAGCUUAACGGCACGGAGAUCGGUGGCUGCAACCAAGGAAACUACGCCGACACGCAGUAUCUAAAGCAUGUCAAGAUCCGAUCCACAGCGCUGAGCGAAUUCUGGGGUUUGGAUAUGUUCGUUGGCGCAAAUGUGCUGCUGCCUCAUGGCUACGUCAACGGUACCACGAGGUACCCAGUCAUUUACCACCAGAAUCAUUGGGAUGAGGGCAAUGGAGCGUACUACUACGGGACCGAUCUAGACUUCACUCGACAGUGGCAGACUGGAGUAAUUCCAGGCGCCAACAACCGCUCUUCUGGACGACCGACACCGAAAUUCAUCAUCGUCCAGUUCCGCCACGAAGCUCCGUUCUACGACGACUCUUAUGCUGUGAACAACGCCAAUUUGGGCCCCUACGGUGACGCCAUCAACGAAGAACUCAUCCCGUACAUUGACCAGACGUUCAGAACAAUUCGACAGCCUUACGCACGUGUGCAGGACGGCGGUUCUACGGGCGGCUGGGUGUCCGCCGCUAGUCUAAUCUUCCGGCCGGACUUGAUGGGCGUUUGUUUCUCAUCCUACCCGGACAGUCUGGACUUUAACAGCAGCUUGCCAGGAACGGCUCUGAAAGACUUCUGGCAACCGUCGAGCAAGAGAACCAUUGGGAACUCACCUUCGGAACUUCAUCGCGAAGUCGGCUUCAGUGGUAGGAGAUUGGACAAAACUGUACUGUGUGGGAAACGUCUACUAAUCGUCUGCCUUUCUGCCCGCAGGGAUGUGUGGAACGCUGUCUUCGGCGUCCAGGGAUUUAACAACUAUCCACUCGAGCCUUGGGACAAGGUGACCGGUGUCAUUUAUCCUGGCGCUGUGGAGUAUUGGCGGCACAUGGACCUCUCACAUUACAUUACCGACAACUGGGACAACGAUUUGAAUCUUGGCGCUGUGCUGAGGAACCGCAUCUUCAUCUACGUUGGAACCGCGGAUAAUUACUAUCUCAAUCUCGGCGUCGAGCAGUUCGAAGCCAACGUGAAUGGCCGAGGAGGUCCUGGUUGGGCCAACGUGACGAUUCUACCCAACGAGGAGCACGGCGGCAAUUACCAGCUCCGGGAUACGUGGAACUACCUCCAACUCGUAUCAGACUGGGUCCGAGAUCACGCACCCAACGGAGCCACACCGCUCACAGCGGCUCAGACGGCACCGAGUGCCCGCGGCAACCGAUGGGAAGACGUUCUUGCAUACGGCGGUCACAGCGCCGCGGUUGCCCGACAGGCGGAUCCAGAGGUCUCGAGCGGUGACUCGUGCAAGCCUGGAUCAACCAUUUCUGCUUCUCCCGGCCGAUGGGAUCCUGGUAUGUCGCUGUCAGCUAUGUGGAUGAUCAACAGUAGGCAGCGUGGUCGGGAGUUUGCUGUCUACGAGGACGAAAGCGUGAGCUUUGAGGUACCAUCAAAGGCGAAUACUGUCGAGCUUGUCGUGACUGGCAAGAAGCGUGGGUAUACGACGGAGACAAGACAUAGCAACAAGGUGGAAGUGAAGGCAUAA
Molecule: messenger RNA, 2073 nt
Organism: Saxophila tyrrhenica
Lineage: Eukaryota; Fungi; Ascomycota; Dothideomycetes; Mycosphaerellales; Extremaceae
Exons: 8
Coding region: 1-2073 (690 amino acids)
Source: RefSeq, a predicted model, not a curated record